Messenger RNA from Peniophora sp. CBMAI 1063, 1638 nucleotides. NCBI's taxonomy places the organism in Eukaryota, Fungi, Basidiomycota, Agaricomycetes, Russulales, Peniophoraceae. The record is from the annotation of a GenBank genome assembly.
AUGAGCACAGACGCGUCUUCAUCAACGCCAUCGUCUCCGGCGCUGUCGGCCCGCUCUACCCCGCCGUCGAGCGCGCCCUCGCCCACGCUUUCGACCCUCAGCCUAUCCGAUCCAAAGGAACUUUCCGAGCAGGAUCUCGCCGAAGCUGCCAAACUCAAGGCUGCGGCGAACAAGGCGUUCAUUAGUCAUGAUUUCAACGCUGCUGCCGAUCUAUACACACAAGCGAUCGAGCAUAACCCCUCGGACGCGACGCUCUUCUGCAAUCGCGCAUACACCCGCAUUAAACUUGAGGAACAUGGCUACGCCAUGCAUGAUGCGACCAGGGCUAUUGAACUGAAUCCCAAAUAUGCAAAGGCAUACUACAGGCGCGCGAUGUGCAACAUACAACUGUUGAAGUAUCAAGCUGCCAUAUCCGAUCUCAAGAAGGUCAUGCAGAUUGAACCCGGAAAUACGUCGGUAAAGUCGCAGCUUGAGUCGACACAGAAGUUACUGCGAAGGAUCGAAUUUGAGAAGGCCAUCGAGGUUGGAGAAGAGCAGAGUGCGGUGGACCGGUGUAGGGAGAUUAUCGCCGAUGGCGGAUGUUUCCUUGAAAAGGGUUACGUCGGCCCUACGUUGACUGAACAGGAUGGCAAAUAUAGUAUCACUCCAGAAUUCAUCCAGAGUAUGAUCGCAUGGUUCAAAGAAGGCAAGACCCUCCCGAAACGAUAUGUGUGGGAGAUUGUACUCGGCGCGUACGAGGCGUUCGCGAGCGAGCCCAGUCUUGUGGAUGUGCCCGUACCCGAGGGCACGACCAUCGAUGUCAUCGGUGAUGUACACGGCCAGCUUUACGACGUGUUACAUCUCUUCUCCCUGACCGGAACGCCCUCUGAUAACCAUAUGUUCUUAAUGAACGGCGAUCUCGUCGAUCGGGGAUCCUGGUCAAUAGAGGUAGUUCUACUGGCCUUCGCGUACAAAUGGCUGUAUCCGAAACGGAUGUACAUCAACCGCGGAAACCACGAAACAAAAGACAUGAACAAGGCCUACGGCUUCGAAGGAGAGGCGAAACAUAAACACGGGGAGCAGACUUACAAGCUUUUCGCUUAUGUAUUCACCGCCAUGCCUCUUUCGACAUUGAUCAGCGCGACACAACCGCCAGCAGAGAAGAAAGGCGUUAUCUUGUCGUCAGAAGGCCUCAAACGGUACUUUGUCACGCACGGCGGACUCUUCAGUAAGGACGGCGUGACAUUGGACGAAAUCAAGAAGAUCGACCGUAUUGGCAAACAGCCGGGAAACGAGGGCAUCAUGUGCGAGCUCCUCUGGACGGACCCUCAAGAGGUCCCCGGUCGCGGCCCGAGCAAACGCGGCGUCGGCAUUGCCUUUGGGCCCGAUGUCACAAGACGGUGGUGCGAGCUAAACGGAGUUACUGGUGUCAUUCGUAGCCACGAAGUUCGAAUGGACGGCUAUGCUAUCGAACACAACGGGUUGUGUACAACAGUAUUCUCGGCGCCCAACUACGUGGACCAGACGGGCAACAAAGGCGCAUUUAUCCGCAUUGACGCGAGAGGAACGCAAGAAUACUUCCAGUUCGAAGCACAACCGCAUCCUCCAAUGAGGCCCAUGGCGUACGCCCAGGGAGGUCUUGCGAGUUUGAUGAUGUAG